AAAAUAUGCAAAACAAAAACGAAAGCAAAUGUCAAAUAUGUGGGGACAACUCAUGUAGCUAUCAUUUCGAUGCCAUGACCUGUAGUUCUUGUAAAGCAUUUUUCAGGAGGAAUGCCCUCAUCAAAGUGGAUCAAUUCAAGUGCUAUUUGGGCGUCGGCAUGAGAACCGUGAGUAAAAAUAUAUAA
Messenger RNA from Oppiella nova, 185 nucleotides. The record is from the annotation of a GenBank genome assembly. Lineage: Eukaryota; Metazoa; Arthropoda; Arachnida; Sarcoptiformes; Oppiidae.